Aspergillus thermomutatus is the source of this 867-nucleotide messenger RNA. RefSeq lists its product as uncharacterized. The transcript has a single exon. NCBI's taxonomy places the organism in Eukaryota, Fungi, Ascomycota, Eurotiomycetes, Eurotiales, Aspergillaceae. Bases 1 to 867 code for a protein of 288 amino acids. The record is from RefSeq and is a predicted model, not a curated record.
AUGGUCGUACUGUCUCAGGACUGGUAUGGUUUGGCCAAUGCCUUGGCUAUUUUAACCUCCAUUCUGGUCCGCGUUUAUAUUCUCCAGGCCAACCGCCACGCUAUUGAUGCCGCUGUCCGUGAGGAAGAAAGCCGGCCUAUGCAAAAGCAGACGAAAGAAAACCGAGAUGAGCAUGACAAGACAUUGGUGAUCCUGCCCAAUUCCAAAGUUGUGACUGUUUUCCUGCCAAGAAAGACAAUCAAGUCCGUCUUUAUCCAGAAUCCAUCACCAUCUCCAAGUUGGCUUUAUACUGUCAUCCGGUGGAUCGGCUGGGCCGCUUUUGGUGUCCAUGUCGUUUCUCUGGGUAUGACUCGGUUGGCGAGCCAAAUUUACAGCAUCAUACUUCUUGUCCUUCCUACUGCGCUCGUAUGCAGCCACGUUGGCUGCGAUGAUUUUCGGAGCGCCUGGUUGCUCUCACGCAAUACAGAUCAACAGGUUUCACGGCCAUAUACCUGUUGGAUAGGAUCGUACCUCGAGGCGACCGUAUGUGAAUGGCCGAUAGACGUGGAGUUUAAAAAAGAUAAACAUGGAAGCUGGCAGCGUCGACAACCAGAUGAGAAGGCACCCUCAACGAGCCGACGACAAGAUAUUUACGCGUGGCUGAAUUUAAGCACUGAAGAGGAAGAUAGUCUAGCUCGAUGGGAUUUCUUGCCGCAUCCAAGGGGCCAUAGGAGAUGGUCAGAAGACUUCAACUCCAAAAAGAAACUGAUACAAGAAGACCCUCCCAAUGUGGCAGACAUUGUCAGGAAACAACGCCAAGUAAAUAUUGAAAUUACCAGUGCAGAAAGCAGCUUGUCCCAUGAUAAAGAGCGAGGACAGGCCGUUUGA